Guillardia theta CCMP2712 is the source of this 1007-nucleotide messenger RNA. RefSeq lists its product as hypothetical. The record is from RefSeq and is a predicted model, not a curated record. Bases 10 to 981 code for a protein of 323 amino acids. Lineage: Eukaryota; Cryptophyceae; Pyrenomonadales; Geminigeraceae. The transcript has a single exon.
CUGUGGAACAUGCCGGUCGUUCUUUCAUGGCGAUGGGCAGGGAGGGAGGGCAGAAGAGGCAGGACGUUGAUCGAUGCUGGGAGGAGGCUUGCUAUGUGUACAUACUCGACUCAAGACGUAUCGAGCGCGAGGAGCAUGAGGAUGGGUACAUCGAGGUCAAAGUUUGUCGGCCCCGGAUAUCCGUCGGAGGCACCCUUCCACGCAUCAGAGCGCGGUGUUGCCUACGGGACCAGGAGGUGGAUGAACUUUGGAGGAUCGGACUUCUGGAAUGGCCAUGUUGCGUAUCUAAGGCAUCCUCGGCUGCAGCAGGAGGUGUACUUGGUGGGUAGCGUACACAUCUCGAAGAAGAGCGCGGAGAUAGUAAACGAGGUUAUCCUUGCGGUGCGCCCCCAGGCCGUCAUGGUGGAGCUCUGCGAAGCCAGAAAGCGGGCCAUAGUAUCGAUAGACCAAGGACAACAAACAUCGACCCUUGAUACAAUCCUGAGAAUGGCCGGGAUAUCAAGGCAGCAGGCCAGCGCUAUGGUUGGGGACAAGAUUCUUGAGUUCAUCGACGCGUACACCAGGGGGAACGAGAUGCUCGUCGCCAUGAGGGCAGCGGAGCAGGUCGGUGCCAAGGUCAUACUCGGAGACAGAGAUCAGCAAACGACGCUGAGGAGGUUGAAGGAGGAGUUCAACCUGUCCGACGUCCUGAAGCUGCUCUCCACUCCCAUGUCACCCUCCUCGCAAAGCAUCUUCUCAACCCCUUUCGCGAAGCAGAAGAGCGAGAAGGAAAUCACACGGGACGAUGCUCGUCGCAUGCUGCAGCGACUCCGAGACUCCUGCUCCUCGGGGAUGAUCUCUGCCCUUGUGGAUGAGCGGGAUGAAAUCAUGGCGCAGACUCUAGCGAGGUGUAAUUUUCAACGGGUGGUCGCUGUGGUUGGGAUGGCGCACAUGGACGGAAUAGAAAAGAGAUACAAAGAUGAGGGUCUUUUGAUCGAAUAACUCAGUAAAACACACGUGCAUUGCUG